GGGGUUCUCCACCGGAAGAACCAAGGUCGAACAGACCCUCAAAUUCCCUCUUACGCUCCCAAGCAGCCCCAUCCCAAGCUUCUGAGAGUUGGCGAGCCUACCCAGCCAGGGAGAGCUUCUGAGCCUGACUUGUGGCCCCUGUCUCCACCUGUGGACAGGAGCCCCUGCCUGGUGUCACCAGGCCCUUGUAAGAGAAGAAGUGCCCACUGUCCCUUUGACCUUUGUCCUUGGCACUUUGCCCCUGCCCUUUGGGUUCAAUGAAUGGCUUGGCAUUGUUGCUUCUACAUGGCUACAGGACCAGCUUGAGAGAGCCUGUCCAGAGGGAUAGAACAUGGGACUUAGAAGCUGUGUAAUGAGAGGAAGCCCUGGGCCUCUGUGAGCCUCAGUCUCCUCAGCUGUAAAAUGGAUAUGCCAGGUUCUGCCCUGUUCCCCCCGAAACUGUAGGAAGGUCCCCUCACCAACAGCGAUGGGAGGGCCUGCCACCAAGUAUCCUGUCAUAAUAGAGGGCCACCUACUAAUAGGGCAGCCAUGGCCCUUCGGAAGACCCCAGAUGAGACAAAGGAGCUGUCUCACUAGCUUGACAACCUGUGGCAUUCAGGAGGAAAUGGCAGCAAAUUCUGCAGGACUCAGCAGUGACUGGACACAUCAGACAUUUCUUCAGUCUCUGCCUGUCACCCCUGCAUGCACAACUCCGAGAAUGCUGAGCGGAAGGCCUGCUGUGAGUGACUCACCACCCGGCAUGGUUACCCACCCCAAAGCCUGCCUGCUGACACCCAGAGAACCCUGAAAGGAGCUGACCUCUGCCAGGAGAGGGUGUACCCUCCGACCGCUUCAGAAUAAGGCGUCUACAGAGAGCAGAGACCCAUCUGCGGGGCUGGCCCUCCCCUCACCUCAGCAGGAACAGACUGGGCACCUUAAGAAGGUUGGGAAAAGUUGAGACGGUGAACCCAAUACCAGCCCCGGCUACCAGCCCCAUUGGACACCGUGAUUCCCAUGGCCCAUCUUGGACUCGGGAUUCAUCCAUCUGUCAGACAGGGGUGUUGCAGGGUAAUGGCCAAGUGUGUUUUAGUUCCACGUGUCAUGGCUGUGAAACUUUGGAGACACCACCCAGAGCCCUUCUAGCCUCCUCUGCCUCAGGCAGCAGAGGGUAUCCGGAGGCUGAAUGCUCCCCCAGGAAAAGUCCAAUGAGACCACACUGGUCCUACCCAAGGGAAGAUGGCUCUGGCUGCACGUGGAAUUGAAGGGGAAAGGGACAUAAAGCCGUGUGUAUUGGACAUUGCUGGAGGCCUGAUCUUAACAGGAACUGAACUAUCUACUACUUCUGACACUUGUCAGUGUUGGCCUGGGAACAUCUGGAACACAUCCAGCCUGUGUGACGCCAGGCUGAGCCUUCUGGGUGUCCUGUUUCUGAUGGUGGGCCGACAACUUCAAAGCUGAAGGCUGUGGAGGAGGCCAGAAGCACAGCUUCCAGCAUCCCUUCCUCCAGGCAGUGGGCAUGUUCCUGGGAGAGUUUUCGUGCCUCGCCGCCUUCUACCUGCUCCAGUGCAGAGCCAGAAGACAGUCCGACUCCAGUGUAGAGCCUCAGCAGCCCUUCAGUGCCCUGCUUUUCCUGCCGCCAGCCCUGUGUGACAUGACCGGAACCAGCCUCAUGUACGUGGCCCUGAACAUGACCAGUGCCUCCAGCUUCCAGAUGCUGCGGGGUGCAGUGAUCAUCUUCACGGGCCUGUUCUCGGUGGCCUUCCUGGGCCGGAGGCUGGCACCAAGCCAGUGGCUGGGCAUCCUGGCCACCAUUGCGGGACUGGUGGUGGUCGGCCUCGCUGACCUCCUGAGCAAGCAUGACAGUCAACACAAGCUCAGCGACGUCAUCACAGGUGACUUGCUGAUCAUCAUGGCCCAGAUCAUCGUUGCCAUCCAGAUGGUGCUGGAGGAGAAGUUUGUCUACAGACACAACGUCCACCCACUCAGGGCAGUGGGCAUUGAGGGCUUCUUCGGCUUUGUGAUCCUCUCGCUGCUCCUCAUACCCAUGUACUACGUCCCAGCUGGCUCCUUCAGUGGGAACCCUCGUGGGACGCUGGAGGAUGCCCUGGAUGCCUUCUGCCAGGUCGGCCGCCAGCCCCUGAUUGCCCUGGCUCUGCUGGGCAACAUCAGCAGCAUCGCCUUCUUCAACUUUGCGGGGAUCAGCGUCACCAAGGAACUGAGCGCCACCACCCGCAUGGUGCUAGACAGCCUGCGCACCGUGGUCAUCUGGGCCUUGAGCCUCGCGCUGGGCUGGGAGGCCUUCCACCCGCUGCAGAUCCUUGGUUUCUUCAUCCUCCUCAUGGGCACUGCCCUCUACAAUGGGCUGCACCGUCCACUGCUAGCCUGCCUGUGCAGGGGCUGGUAUAUCCCCACCCAAGAGGGUGAACAGGAGAGACUGCUGGGUGACAGCCGGACUCCUAUCAAUGAUGCCAGCUGAGCCCCUGGUAGGGGUCUCUGCUGCCACCAGAUGACUGAGGCCAUGCAGACUGGUGGGCUGUGGGAGCCCUGUCCCUAAGGCCUCACCCCACCCUUCCCUUCUGACCCCUUCAGGCAGCUGCUGCCCAAGAGGAUGGCAGAACACCGGGUCCUCUUUUAUUCCUGAAGCCUGUAAUGUUGGGACCCAGCCUCCACAGGCCUGGAUAUGGCAUCCACUCUCAGCUCUCCCAGUUCUUCCUGCUGUGCUAGGGCAAAAAUGUGAACUUGAACGGCAGGAAUUUAUAGCCCUAAUAUUCUGUGUUAUACACUAACUUGUCCUGGUAGAUUAUCUAGCUUAUGAAUCAUAAGCUACAAAGAAUCCAGUGAGCAGGUUCAAAUCGGAACCAAGAGAUGUAUUCUCCAGACGUUUAACAUAGUCCUUAAGCCUGUCUGAAGACCUAGCUUUAGGUCUCGACUGCAGAUAACAGUGUAUGCACCAGGUCUGGCCACUCUGGAGCACAGAGGUACAUGAUGUGACUUCAGUGCCUUGUGGCCCCAGCAUCCCGUGGGCCUCUGAUUGUCACUGGCCUGAGAAAGGAAGAGUGGUACCUCUCCUCCCCAGGGUGGUUUUCAGGCCACUCUGCAGCCCUGGCUGUCCUGGAACUCAUGAUGUAGACCAGGCUGGCC
Onychomys torridus (southern grasshopper mouse) is the source of this 3120-nucleotide messenger RNA. RefSeq names its product solute carrier family 35 member F6 (gene Slc35f6). The record is from RefSeq and is a predicted model, not a curated record. Lineage: Eukaryota; Metazoa; Chordata; Mammalia; Rodentia; Cricetidae. The transcript has 6 exons. Gene Ontology annotation, cellular component: intracellular membrane-bounded organelle; membrane. Gene Ontology annotation, biological process: transmembrane transport. Gene Ontology annotation, molecular function: transmembrane transporter activity. Bases 1496 to 2455 code for a protein of 319 amino acids.